AACGCGGACGUUUCCAAAAUCUGUAAUCAUCCCCCAACUCCCAUUGUUUGAAUUACGUUCUUGCCUUUCUCGCUCCUUCAGGCAAGGAUGUAAGACAUGACUAUCUGAUUUUGUUCCGGUCUCGGAUGCAAAGAUGAAUGCAGAGCUGUUGGAGAUUCAACCUAAAGAACUUAAGUUCAUAUUUGAAUCCAAGAAACAAAGCUCUUGUUCUGUUCGACUGACCAAUAAAUCGGAUUACCAUGUCGCUUUUAAGGUUAAAACUACCUGUUCACAGAAAUACUGUGUUAGACCAAAUACUGGAGUUGUUAAGCCAAGUCUAACAUGUGAUUUCACAGUUACUAUGCAAGCGCAAAACGUAGCACCUACGGACUUCAUAUGCAUGGACAAGUUCUUAAUUCAAAGCACUAUUGUUCCCCCCGGGACAAAAGAGGAGCAUAUCACGUCUACCACGUUUCAAGGGGAUGACAAGCAUAUUGAGGAAAAGAAGCUUAGAGUGAUCCUUGUUAGUCCACCCCACUCACCAGUAUUGUCGCCAAUGAACGAAAUUUCGAGGAUGAGGCCAUAUAAUGCAGCCACAGAAUCAAAAGACGAUUUAGUUCAAAACAAUCGGUCUCGUGCCAAGGUUGACGAGGACAUAGAAAUAGAGGUGUCCAGAAGAGGUAGUCGACUUGUAGAGACAGUGAAGAAUGAACAAUCUAUAGAGAGAAAGCAUACAGAAGAGCUGAGAUUAUCCAACGAUGUAGAAGAGAUGAAGUCAAAACUGAGAGAACUCGAGUCAAUUCUUAGACAGGACAGCAAACUGAGAACCGAACGAAGCACAGAACCAAGAGCGCAGAUUGGAUUCCAAUUGGUGUUUGUUUUUGUGGUGGCAGUUGCUAGCCUUUACCUCGGAUACCUGUUGCACGGCUGAUGAACACGUAUUAGCAGGUGGAGACUGGCAUUAUGUUUAUAGGCUGGUGCUUGUGACCAGGUUAGUGUCUAUAUGUGCGAGUGCAACUUCUUAAUCAAAUAUGGCAGCAACAGCAUAGCUUGGUUUUCCGGUAACUACUACAUCAAACUGCUCUAUUGUCCUUUUUCUGUCACUGUCUCACUUCUAUUUUUGUUUCCAUACCAUAAAAACACCAUUUGCUUCUAUAUGAAAAUUGCAACCUU
Messenger RNA from Cynara cardunculus var. scolymus (artichoke), 1152 nucleotides. RefSeq names its product vesicle-associated protein 1-1-like. Gene Ontology annotation, biological process: endoplasmic reticulum membrane organization. Bases 134 to 910 code for a protein of 258 amino acids. Lineage: Eukaryota; Viridiplantae; Streptophyta; Magnoliopsida; Asterales; Asteraceae. The transcript has 8 exons. Gene Ontology annotation, cellular component: plasma membrane; endoplasmic reticulum membrane. The record is from RefSeq and is a predicted model, not a curated record.